GGAGAAAUUGCACAAAAAAUCGUCCUCUAUGUCUGUGGAUCAAUUCGUCUCCAUCAUGACCCCUCUAAUCGAUCUAGAAAAGGUUGCUGGGAAUGCAAUUUUGUUCCCGUCGUGGGAUGGUCAGUACUACAGCUUGGCUUCACAUACUUAGUUCGCCCAACCGAGGCCUUCAUCAACGUUCAACUUCACCUAAACCUUUACUAAAGGUUGCUGCUAUUAUAGGAACAAGAAUUAGAUGACAUCUUUCUGAAUUUUCUUGGUAUGUAAAAUACUUUCUUCUUUGUACCAUGUGCCGAGGAAAAAACAAAAUUUCCUGCCAUCGGUUUGAAGGGGAGCGUCGUUUUGGGAAGCUUGAGGUCUACCAUUGCUUUGCCCUAUGUGAUUUUGUAUUUUUAUGUGGAGAAAGUGGCUAAGCAAGUUAAGCAUGAACCUCCUUUACCUACAUGGGAACAAAAGAUUUGGGUCCCGCACCAAGGCAUUCUGUGUGCUUACCGUGCUGUGUGAUUUCAGACUUUGGAUAAACCAGGAGUAGAUAGGAAGAGUAGCAUGCAUGGUACCUUCCGUACCGAGAUGUGACUGGUACACCUCCUACCAUGGAGGCUGAGAUAUCAGCAUCUCUUGGUUCAUCAUCAUCAAGGAGCUUAGAUAUUGCUCAAAAGAAGGGUUCUGCUAUUCUUAAUCUGAAAUGUACAGAUGCUCAGACAGGGUUGAUGGGAAAAGUCCUUCUUGAGUUCCAAUCUAGCAAGGGGGAUGUUCUUCCUGCUCACAAGUUUGGGACCCAUGAUGUGGUUGUUCUAAAACCAAACAAGGCUGAUCUGGGUUCUGCUCCACUUGGUCAAGGUGUGGUUUGUCGCCUCAAGGACUCUUCCAUUACUGUGGCUUUUGAUGAUAUUCCUGAAGAAGGUUUAAACACUCCUCUGCGUCUCGAAAAAGUUGCAAAUGAGGUGACCUAUCGCAGGAUGAAGGAUGCUUUAAUUCAACUUAGCAAGGGCACACAAGAAGGACCAGCUGCAGACUUGAUUCCUGUAUUAUUUGGGGAGAAACAACCUAUGCAUUCGAAGAAAGUUGUGCAAUUUACUCCAUUUAACAAGAAUCUUGAUCAUUCACAGAAGGAUGCCAUCUCAAAGGCCUUUUCAUCUAAGAAUGUAUUUUUACUUCAUGGGCCCCCAGGAACUGGGAAAACAACAACAGUUGUGGAAAUAAUCUUACAAGAAGUCAAACGUGGAUCAAAGAUCCUUGCAUGUGCUGCUUCUAAUAUUGCAGUUGACAACAUUGUUGAAAGACUUUUUCCAUACAGAGUGAAGUUGGUGAGAUUGGGGCAUCCUGCACGCUUACUACCACAGGUGUUGGAGAGUGCGCUUGAUGCACAGGUUUUACGAGGUGAUAAUAGUACCUUGGCAAAUGACAUUCGCAAGGAAAUGAAGGUCUUGAAUGGCAAGCUUCUGAAAGCCAAAGAUAAGAACACAAAAAGGGAUAUCAGGAAAGAACUUAGGACCCUUGCCAGAGAAGAGAGGAAGAGACAACAGCGUGCAGUCACAGAUGUUAUAAAAAAUGCAGAUGUUGUGUUGACAACUUUGACUGGUGCAUUUUCUUGCAAACUAGAGGGCAGUGCAUUUGAUUUGGUUAUAAUUGAUGAGGCUGCUCAGGCACUAGAGGUAGCAUGCUGGAUAGCUUUGCUGAAGGGUUCUAGGUGUGUACUUGUGGGAGACCACCUCCAGCUUCCUCCAACCAUACUAAGUGUUGAAGCAGAGAAGAAGGGAUUAGGUAAAACUCUCUUUGAACGUCUGGCAAGCAUGUAUGGAGAGGAAGUUACGUCUAUGCUUACUGUCCAGUACCGAAUGCAUGAGCUGAUAAUGAACUGGUCAUCUAAAGAACUCUACGAUAGCAAGAUAGAAGCCCAUUCAAGUGUCGCUCAACAUAUGCUUUAUGAUCUUGAAAAUGCGACGAAGUCAUCUUCAACAGAGUCCACCCUUAUUCUCAUAGACACAACAGGUUGUGACAUGGAAGAAAAAAAAGAUGAAGAUAGCACUAUGAAUGAGGGGGAGGCUGCAGUUACCAUAACUCAUGCAAAGCGGCUUGUUGAGAGCGGAGUCAAUGCAUCUGAUAUUGGAAUUAUCACUCCUUAUGCUGCACAGGUAACCUAUCUUAAGAUGAUGAGAAGCAAAGAGGACAGUCUAAAGGAUGUAGAAAUUUCUACAGUUGAUGGAUUCCAAGGUCGGGAAAAAGAAGCCAUUAUUAUUUCAAUGGUUCGAUCUAAUUCAAAAAAGGAGGUGGGUUUUUUGAGUGACCGUAGGCGAAUGAAUGUGGCUGUGACGCGCGCUCGAAGACAAUGCUGUCUUGUAUGUGAUGCUGAAACUGUGGGUCAUGACAGCUUUUUAAGACGUUUAGUUGAAUAUUUUGUAGAGUAUGGGGAGUAUUUGAGUGCAUCUGAGUAUGGGCAUGAGUAAGCUUCUGUCAUUUAAAUCUGCACUUCUAUUAAUUGUCAAGCUGUUAAAAUUAUGGCCUCUGCAACGGGCCUUGCACAUUCUUUGCUGGGACAGGAGAUGAAACUGUGGAAAUAUGGUGCUGGGACGCUUCCCCUUGAUGUAUUAUUAGAAAAGUUUAAUUCUAUUAAUGGUUGAGAAAUAU
Elaeis guineensis (African oil palm) is the source of this 2628-nucleotide messenger RNA. NCBI's taxonomy places the organism in Eukaryota, Viridiplantae, Streptophyta, Magnoliopsida, Arecales, Arecaceae. The record is from RefSeq and is a predicted model, not a curated record.